Cynocephalus volans (Philippine flying lemur) is the source of this 2672-nucleotide messenger RNA. RefSeq names its product zinc finger protein 213 (gene ZNF213). Lineage: Eukaryota; Metazoa; Chordata; Mammalia; Dermoptera; Cynocephalidae. Bases 426 to 1844 code for a protein of 472 amino acids. The record is from RefSeq and is a predicted model, not a curated record. Gene Ontology annotation, biological process: regulation of transcription by RNA polymerase II. The transcript has 6 exons. Gene Ontology annotation, molecular function: DNA-binding transcription factor activity, RNA polymerase II-specific; RNA polymerase II cis-regulatory region sequence-specific DNA binding. Gene Ontology annotation, cellular component: chromatin; transcription regulator complex; PcG protein complex.
GCGGUCUUGGGAGGUGUGUGUCCCGGGGGCGGGGACCGGCGACGCGGGCAGCCGGGCUCAGAGGUCGGGCACGGGGCUCUGAGUGGCCGGGGCUGGCCCCCCGAGGCGGACCCCGACGGUGGCGCGCAGCGCUGGGACGUGCCGGGUCGCCCCCGCGUCCCCCGUGCACUCGGUCCUGUGCCGACCCCCCUGCGCUCCCGCCGCUCCCUCAGCUCCGUGCGGGCGAGGCUGCUGGGGACAGCGAGGCGCUCCGGCCGGGGCUCCGGCCGGGUCAGCGUCCCCGCCUGCCGCGUCCUGCCGAGCGACCCUGGGAUGCGUGUCCAGAUGCCGGCCUGGCUGCCACAGGGGAUCCCGCUGGGAGACUGAAAGGGCAGGCUACAGGGCCUGGGUUGAGGCUGACCAGCCCUGAGCCUUAGGCCAGGGGAAUGGCAGCCCCCCUGGACCCCCCAGAACAGGCCCCUGCAGAGGGAGAAGGGCUUCUGAUAGUGAAGGUGGAAGACUCCUCCUGGGAGCAGGAAUCUGCCCAGCAAGAGGAUGGCAGGGAUUCUGAGGCUUGCCGCCAGCGCUUCCGGCAGUUCUGCUAUGGAGAUGUGGGUGGGCCUCACGAGGCCUUCAGCCAACUCUGGGAGCUCUGCUGCCGCUGGCUGCGGCCUGAACUGCGCACCAAGGAGCAGAUCCUGGAGCUGCUGGUGCUAGAGCAGUUCCUGACGGUGCUGCCUGGGGAGAUCCAGGGCUGGGUGCGCGAGCAGCACCCGGGGAGUGGUGAGGAAGCUGUGGCCUUGGUGGAGGACCUGCAGAAGCAGCCAGUGAACGCCUGGCCACAGGCUGUGCCUGCAGAGGAGGUGGAACCUGAGGCUGCAGUCCAGAGAUCCCAGGCCAUGGUGGGAGCAUGGAGCCAGCUGCCUGUACCCCAGGAGCAGCACAACCAUGGUGCCCAGCGUCCUGCUCUUCCUAAAGAGUGGAGUACCAGAGAGAUGACAGAUGCCUGCUUUGCCUCUGGGGUCCACGAACCUAUGGCAUUGGGAGACAUUCCCUUCUACUUCUCCCGGGAAGAAUGGGGCUCCCUGGACCCUGCUCAGAGGGAUCUCUUCUGGGACAUAAAGCGGGAGAACUCCCGGAACACCACCCGGGCUCUGGUCCCAGAACCAAGUGGGACUGAAGAGGCCGCCUCCUCUCCCCUUGCAGGUUCAGCAUUUGGAAGCCAAAACGAGAGGUCGCAGCUGGAGGAGGGGGCGACGGCAUUACCAGGCCAGGUGUGUGGCGACGUGACUGUGUCCUGGAGCCCCGAGGAGGCUGAAGCCUGGGAGAGUGAGAACCGGCCGGGUGCGGCCCUGGGCCGGGUGGCCGGGGCGCGGCAGGGGCGGCCACCCACACGCCGGCGCCAGUUCCGGGACCUGGUGGCCGAGAAGCCACACAGCUGUGGCCAGUGCGGGAAGCGCUUUCGCUGGGGCUCGGACCUGGCACGCCACCAGCGCACACACACGGGCGAGAAGCCGCACAAGUGCCCCGAGUGCGACAAGAGCUUCCGCAGCUCCUCGGACCUGGUGCGCCACCAGGGCGUGCACACGGGCGAGAAGCCCUUCUCCUGCUCCGAGUGCGGCAAGAGCUUCAGCCGCAGCGCCUACCUGGCCGACCACCAGCGCAUCCACACCGGUGAGAAGCCCUUCGGCUGCAGCGACUGCGGCAAGAGCUUCUCACUGCGCUCCUACCUGCUGGACCACCGGCGCGUGCACACCGGCGAGCGGCCCUUCGGCUGUGGCGAGUGUGACAAGAGCUUCAAGCAGCGUGCCCACCUCAUCGCCCACCAGAGCCUGCACGCCAAGAUGGCCCAGCCCGUGGGGUGAGCGGCCAGCUUGGACCCGAGGCCGUCCAGCCAGGUGCACGCUCCCUGUGAGGCCUGGCCGCCGUGCGACCUUGGGGACUCUCCACCCCUCCGCGUCGCACACUCAGAACGCCUGCACUGCGGACCUGCCCCCACUGAAGGGAACGGAGUUCCUUCCAGCCGCGUGUUUUCCCUUCUGCGCACGGGGUCGGUCUUCCCCUCCAGUUUCCUGGAGCCCAGCCCAGCAGUAGCACCGGCACAGCAGGGUGGCUGAGGACUCAGGCAGGGCCUAGGUUCCCUUUCCAGAAGCCCCCUCAGCCUCGCUCCCGUGGCUCUUUGUCACCUGCCUUCUGUGUGCGUCCGCCGGCCAGGCCCUUUUCCCUGCCAACCUGUGCCUUCCAGUGGGGUAGAGGACUGGCCUUGACACCCCCCAGGGGGCUGCUGGACUUGGGGAGGGACAGUGGCUUACACCUAGGAGAGUCUGGGUCCUGGGCGUGACCCCGGGGCUCCACCUCUCCCAUUUGCAGGCCAUGACCACUCUGUCCCGGCUAUUGCUCUCAGCCCCUGAGAGCCACCCACCCGCCCAUCUGGUGAGGGUGGUGGGGCUCCAGCUACAGGGGGCCCACCCCAGAGAGCAGGAAUGGGGCGCUGGCUGCUGCCUGCUCCUCCAGAGGAGCGGCGUCAUGUACUUAACACUAGCACUCCAUCAGCACUUUGCUGCUGACACCUCAGCACUGUAGUCCGUGUUUUCCAUCUGCAUCGUUUGCAGAUUUGUGUUGACAGGGACGGACCACAAGCCCUCUGAGGGGGCUCAGCCCUUGGGCCUCAAGAGGGUUUGAAUAAACGUGGA